GAAGGAGAGGGUAAAAGUUAGACAGAAAAAAAAAAGCAAACCAACUUGGGUGAGAAGUCUAUAAAAACUGGGUGUUGCCGAAGGUUCAUCCUAUUUGGCAGCUGCUGCCUCAUCCACAGCUUCUGAUAGAUCUAAGAGGACUCUCCUCUCUCAAACUACCUGUCACCAUGGCCCACCAGUUUCCAGCCCUCACUUCAGAACAGAAGAAGGCACUCUCAGAAACUGCCCGGCGCAUUGUUGCCAAUGGGAAGGGGAUCCUGGCUGCAGAUGAGUCCGUAGGCACCAUGGGGAACCGCCUGCAAAGGAUCAAGGUGGAGAACACGGAAGAGAACCGCCGGCAGUUCCGCGAACUCCUCUUCACUGUGGAUGGCUCCGUCAGCCAGAGCAUUGGGGGUGUGAUCCUCUUCCAUGAGACCCUCUACCAGAAGGACGGCCAGGGAAAGCUGUUCAGAGACAUCCUCAAGGAAAAAGGGAUCGUGGUGGGAAUCAAGUUAGACCAAGGAGUUGCUCCGCUUGCAGGAACAAACAAAGAAACCACCGUUCAAGGGCUUGAUGGCCUUUCUGAACGCUGUGCUCAGUAUAAGAAAGAUGGUGCUGACUUUGGGAAGUGGCGUGCUGUGCUGAAGAUUGACAACCAGUGUCCAUCCCAUCUUGCUAUCCAGGAAAACGCCAACACCCUCGCCCGCUAUGCCAGCAUCUGUCAGCAGAAUGGUCUGGUGCCCAUUGUUGAACCGGAGGUAAUUCCUGAUGGCAGCCAUGACAUGGAACACUGCCAGUAUGUUACUGAGAAGGUCCUGGCUGCUGUCUACAAGGCCCUGAAUGACCACCAUGUUUACCUGGAGGGCACCCUGCUGAAGCCCAACAUGGUGACUGCUGGACACGCCUGCACCAAGAAGUAUACUCCAGAGCAGGUGGCAAUGGCCACGGUUACAGCUCUCCACCGUACUGUUCCUGCAGCUGUUCCCGGCAUCUGCUUUUUGUCUGGUGGCAUGAGUGAAGAGGAUGCUACUCUCAACCUCAAUGCUAUCAACCUCUGCCCUCUACCAAAGCCCUGGAAGCUAAGUUUCUCUUACGGACGGGCCCUGCAGGCCAGUGCACUGGCUGCAUGGGGUGGCAAGGCUGAAAACAAGAAGGCAACGCAGGAGGCCUUUAUGAAGCGGGCCCUGGCUAACAGCCAGGCAGCCAAAGGACAGUAUGUUCACACGGGUUCUUCUGGCUCCACUUCCACCCAGUCGCUCUUCACUGCCAGCUAUACCUACUAGAACCCGAGGCUCACCAGCUUGGCUCUGGCGCUCUAGGUGUCUUGGUAGGAGGGCUGAAAGGAAACGAAAACUUUCCGACUGACCCUGGAAAUCAGGUGAAAUUAGGUUGGAAACUACUGGAAACACAACACAUGUUAAAUUCUUAGACACACGUGGAAAAAAAUCAGUUAUGGAAACAUGUCUGAAUAUCAGGGAUCUGAUGAAAUCUCACCCAGUGGUUUCCUGACAACGCUUCUAGUUCCCCACACCCCAAAGUGUCUAUCUCAGAAAAGAACAGACUUUAAAGCAGAACCAGCUCUCCAUCCAGAUCACCAAAUGAAACACCUCCCAAGCCGAGUGCAGAGAAGCACAUCUUAUUAAACAGUCUUAGCAGUGGUGGGUUAAGAAGGAGACAGCUGCAACCAAACAAAGAAAUAAAAUGUUCUACAAACCUUC
Dama dama (fallow deer) is the source of this 1697-nucleotide messenger RNA. It is a transcript of the gene ALDOB, whose product is annotated as aldolase, fructose-bisphosphate B. Gene Ontology annotation, biological process: fructose 1,6-bisphosphate metabolic process; glycolytic process. The transcript has 9 exons. Bases 168 to 1262 code for a protein of 364 amino acids. Gene Ontology annotation, cellular component: cytosol. NCBI's taxonomy places the organism in Eukaryota, Metazoa, Chordata, Mammalia, Artiodactyla, Cervidae. Gene Ontology annotation, molecular function: fructose-bisphosphate aldolase activity; fructose-1-phosphate aldolase activity. The record is from RefSeq and is a predicted model, not a curated record.